GGGCUUGUCGAAUCGAAACAUACACAUUACAGUACACCAUACUAUUCCUUAACAAUCACACCAUUUCGGGAUGAACUACCUCGGAUCGGAUUUCAACAGCACGGGGUCGGUGAUCGCAAAAUCGGAGCUGACGGCCGCCCGGUUGAAACGAGGUGAGUGCGUGACCUGCGGGAGAAAGUGUUUUAAAAAGAAGUUCCUCAAGAUGGUCCCCAUCGACGACGAGGAAGGGAACAUCCUCAACGGCCGCUGCCUCAACUGCAAGCCCCUGUCGAUGAAACAUCUCCCCAAGAAGCAGCAGGGCAGCGGUCACGGCAGCAGCCACAGCCGGAGCACCCGAAACAACCGCAGCCACCACGGUGGCAGCCAGGGUUCCCUCCGGAGGUCCAAGAGCGUCGCCAUCGAUGCCACCGUCGCGGUAGCGGAGUGCAAGCCGGCUUCGCACAAGCACCUGGGUUCGGUGCCCCCGAAACGAACCCUGUCGAGUCCCGCCCGGUCCCAGAACAGCAGCUACCACCGGAGUGCCGUCGGAACCAACAACGGCAUCGGGGCGACGUCGAGGAGCAGGGGCAGCAGCAGCAACGAUUCCAGCUUUGGCGGUUCCAACAACGUUCACACCAUUCCUUCCAACAGCGGCCACAGCCUUAGCGGUACUUCUUCUCUGGCGUCCAUCUGUUCCGCUGCCUCUGGCAGCACUGCCACCACUGUCUACCGCCAACCUCUCUCGCGCCAGGACAGCAUCGAUUCGUGCGGUUCCAUGAACUCGAACUCGAACUCGAAUCGCUCCCUAUCCAAGACCACAAAAUCGUCCCGGGAAGAGCUCGAGCAGGCGGCCCAGACCCUCAUGGCGGCAGCGAAGGAGCACGGCCUAGCCGACGGAACCCUGGUCGCUUCCCUGAGCGACAUCGUCAACCUAGGCAACGGCGUUAGUGCUGCUGGCGGGCAAGGCCCCAGCGACAAGCUUGCCUCAAAAAGUUUUGAUUCAUCCGAAGAGGAACCUCCGUCCCACCCAUCCCCAGACGUGGUGGUUUCUACGGGAGGUGUGCUCAACCGCGGGGGGGCCUUCCCGAUGAGGUACGGCCGCCACAUCUACACCGGAAGCACCCGUACCCUGAGCUCCAUGUCCUCGAUCGACGAGGGAGACCAGCAGCAGCUGCAGCAGCAGUCCCUACGAAUGGUGGGGAAGAGCUGCCGGACCCUGGGAUCCCUUUCCACUAUCGACGGGACCGACGAAGAAGAAAUCCAGACCCUGAACGACGACAUCCACAGCAAUCUCUCCGGCCCCAGCGGAACACCAGCGUCCGACGAGGUUCACAACGAAGAAAAGAAAGAGGGCGAAAGCGCCACCGACGACGACAAAACCACGCCGGAAACCGCCACCCGUUGUCUGGAACGGCUCAAGGAAUCCACCCUGGCCCCGUGCCCGGCCAAAUCGAUCGAGGCGAUCGAGUGUCUCCUGGAGUUUGUCGCAUGCUUGUUCGAUCCGGCCUCCGAGCUCGACCUCCUGAUCGAGACCGGCGGGAUCCAGGCCCUCGUCUCUGCCAUGGGAAAAUACUCGAAAUCACCGGGGAUCCAGGCAAGGGCCUGCGAGCUCCUGUCGGUUUUCGCGUCCCCGUGCGGAAGCAGCAACACCGACGACGACGAAUCGCGCAAGCGGAGGCGAACCGUCCUGGACCAAACCAAUGGAGCCGGGGAAGCCAUCCUGUACUUUUCCAUGAUCCUCCACGAAGACAGCGCGGAGGUCCAGCAGGCCGCUCUCAACGCGAUUCACUGCCUCUGCGAGGACUGCGGUGAGAACCAAGCCGACUUUCUAAAGCUCGACGUCAUGGAACCCAUCCUCCGGGCCAUGGAACACCACCGCAACGAAGCCCGUUUGCAAGAGAUCGGAAGCUCGCUGAUUUCUCUCCUGGCCAGCAACCCCGACAACGAAAACGUCGGGAGCGCGAUCGGGCUGAACGGCGGGGUUCCGGUGAUCCUCCGGGCCAUUCUGGUGCACCUCGACAACGCCCGCGUCGCGGAGACCUGCAGCCGGGCCCUCUACGAACUCACCCUGGGGGACCCCCACAACGUGGUCGUCGUGCUCAAGACCCCCGGAGCGAUUUGCGCAAUCCUCGAUGCCAUGCGGUCCCACCCCCAGAACACCGGUGUCCAAGAGAUGGGAUGCGCCGUCCUGUCCAACCUCACCGCGGACGCCGAGUACGUGCCCCUCUUGAUCACAAACGGGCAGGCCACGGAAGACGAAUCCGAGGAGAAGUCCACCGACGUUCUGGGGCUCGUCCUCGAGACCAUCCUCGAGGCGAUCCAGGGGCACUCGGGUGCUCCAACCGUCCAGGACCUGGGCUGUGCGGCCCUCGCCAACCUCACGGACUCGGACGAAACGAAGAUGUUCGUCGUCGACAAGGGCGUUCUGGACGCCAUCGUCCUGGCCAUGGUCCUGCACGCGGACCACGCGGAGGUCCAGGAGCGGGUGUGCCGGCUGCUCCUGCUCCUGGCCGUGAAGGUAAACCACAAACAGAUCCAGGCCGCGAUUCCGAUCGAGAUCGUCAGGGCCGCGGCCAAAAAGUUUCCCGAUCGAUGCUCGGAGCCGGCAAAUCGGUUGGUCCGAGAGCUCGGUCUGUGAGUAAUGCACUCGCAACCGUCCACAAACUUUCGUUCGUUGCCAUCGAUCGAUCAUCCAUUAGUAUUUACAAGUAGAAGUAUUUCAUUAUUUUUUUAAAAACAAUCGUCUUUCGCCAGAGUUCGAAAAGAAAACAAACCUCCGAGAAAAAAUGUAACAUUAUGCA
Molecule: messenger RNA, 2780 nt
Organism: Pseudo-nitzschia multistriata
Lineage: Eukaryota; Bacillariophyta; Bacillariophyceae; Bacillariales; Bacillariaceae
Source: the annotation of a GenBank genome assembly